UCCGCCCACUGUCCUGCUCUCUGUGCUCAGCUCUCUGCUGCUUCUCAGCUCGCAGCUCCUGCGUUCUUCAAAGAUGUCUUUGAGUGAGAAAAGCGACGCGGAGCUCAGCAGCUUGCUGACUGAAUAUGGCAUCAAACAUGGACCCAUUGUUGGCUCCACUCGGAAGCUGUAUGAGAACAAGCUUGAGAAGGCCAUGGAGGAGGCUCCAGUGAAGCCAUCUUCUGACAAGACGUACUACAGAGAGGAAGAGGAGGAGGUUACCUACAUCACAUACCACAGUCCGGUUCAACAGGAGGCCUACACCAACGUGCUGAAACGAAGAGGCAACGCUGAGCCAGACGAAGACGAAGAAGAUGAAGAAGAAGACGAGGAAUCAUAUCAAAAUACUGAGCCUCCUGUUCAGGUGACCUACAGAGCAGCCAAUCACAGCGCAGUACGAUCCAGCGGUCGGCCCGAACCCGUCAGGAGCACGUCAGGAGGAGGUCUGUGGAAGGCGAUUCGGAUGCUGCUGCUGUUGGCGGUGUUAGCGGCUGUUGGCUACUACGCCUACUGUCACGUGAUGAACAGUAACGAGAACCCUUCCAGCAUUGAGUGAGCAGAUUUCUUGUCUGUUGAGAACCGGCUGAUUGGAUUUUCCUCUAGUACCAUUGUUUACAGUUUUCUCAGUAUCUAUAACCAACCGUUCAUCCAAACUACUUCAGGCUGCUGGACUUAUGUUGUGUUGGUUUAUCAAUGCUAAAAUUCAAACUCAGAUUGUUGGGCAUAACGUGAGAGACGAGAUUAACACAAACCCCAUCUCUACAGUUAUUUGUCUCUUAGUUGAUGAAUCUAACAACAAAUCUGUGACUUACUUUUAAGAUAAUUUUUAUUUCUCAAUUGCUGCACAACUGAUUCACUCAAAAUAAAAAUCUAAAAUUUGUCUGAAUACGGUUCAAUAUUUUACUCAGUCAUGAUCGUCUGAUUUCCACGUCCCUGCUGUUAAUAUUAUUACCUUGUUGUUAAUCCUCUCAGAUGCCUGAUCAGAAAAAUAGUGGACCUCAAAUUCAAAAUGGAUUAAUUUAAACAGCAUCAAACCCAAAGUAGGGAAUCAGUAUUUUACCUUGAAUACUUCACCCAAACUUGUGGAUCCACUUAAUAUGCAGUUAAAAUAAAUGCUGGAAAAUGUGUUUUUGGAACAAUGUGGAGCAAACAAGUUAACGGAAAUGUUAAUUUUCUGUUUCAUAUACGGACAUUAAGGUAAAAAAAUCUAUAUGUAACGACAGGAUAGCAACAUGAGAUGACACACGAUGUGAUGUUACACUCACAUAACGCCGACGGUGCAGAAUUUUCUUUGUACACGUCGGUGAAAGAAUGAAGAAACAUGUAGAAUAUCAGUUUUACGAGAUUAUCCAAACCGCCUGCAUCUGACAGUAAACAGGACGCAUCAGUCCGUCUCAACAAAAAGCUCUGGGAUUCCUUCUGCAGCAGGUCGAUCCAGUUUACAGUCGUAACAGAGCACCACGCUGUUGACCUCUGUGUGAAAUACUUCCACCUUCACUAGUUUUUCAGCUGCAGCGUUCCGUGCUUUUACUGGAUGUUGCCAAGUUUGAAGAAGACUGGAUGAACGGUUAUUGAGAGAAACGAACACAUGUUGAGAUUCUUUCAUGUACUGGUUAGAUGUCAGGGACUUUUUUUUUCCAUUCCAACGCUUCUCCAUUAAUGUUUUAGUGGAGCUUUCCUCAGUCCAGUACACAGUUUGACCACUGUGGACCCUAGAAACACUCGGGUAUGACAGUAAUAUGACAAUCAGUAAAGCUUUAAAUGCUGCCAAUUUUCUAUAUUUCUUAGCGUCACCAAAUCCUAUCAAAUGACCAAAAAAAGAUGCGAUUAUACGUUUAUGCAAAGCCUUAUAUGUGUUAUUAUUCUGUGCCAAAGAGUUGCAUUUCUGCCCAGAUAGAAAUAAAAGUGACACAUCGGUGAGCUUCAGUGCUGCACUGGGUUACACGGACAUGUGCGCUAGUUUAUUUGGACUUUAUUUAGAACCAUGCUGCUGCCAUAAACUGUGUAUAAAAGAUGGAUGUAGCCGCUGAGGUGUUGAAACAAGCUGUUACUGCAGCAAUGUGUCAAUGUCAAGGAUGCUUCAUCGUCUGUUUUGCUGUAAAUGGGAUCAUAAUUUACAAAAUUAGCAUGAUUCUGUGAACAGAAAGUCUAAAAACUAGCAACUGAGACCAUAAACUCUUCAGGAAAAUCUUUACUGAGGUAACAAAUCAAGUGGAAAGUUGGGUUAUUUUAUAUACGAUCAGUCUUGUUUUUGCUACCAGAGGAGUCGCCCCCUGCUGGAUGAUAGAGAUAAUGCCGAUUUGCUUUCACUUUUGAGACCCCAAAGCUACAUCUGUUUUCUAUUUCUUACAUACGGUCCAUGGCUGCUGCUCCAAAUACCUGCGCUUUAAUGUAAAUGUGCUGCUUGUGAUUGCGAAAAACUGCAUGGCCCAGUUGUUUCAGGAAAUUGCUGAGUCAGACCUCAUUGAGACAUAAAAACUAGUCAUGCAUUUGGUUCUUUAAUAGGAUUUUUUGAUUAGAGUGGUGCUAGCUCUCUACUUUAAUUCCUUUGCUUUCUUCCUUUAAAGUAUUGCACUAUGUUUUCAAGCCAUUUUUUAUUCUUUUUUAUACAGCUUUUUCUUUCUGUAACAUGUGAUUUGUUCUCAUUUGUGAGACGUGUACACGAUAAUGUCACAUCGUACAAAAGACACAGGACUGCUGUUUAUGUUUUCUAACAAUAUAAUCAGGAGUUUGCAAUAAAUAUACAACAAAACACAA
Stegastes partitus (bicolor damselfish) is the source of this 2796-nucleotide messenger RNA. It is a transcript of the gene emd, whose product is annotated as emerin. The transcript has 7 exons. The coding region runs from base 74 to 595 and encodes 173 amino acids. NCBI's taxonomy places the organism in Eukaryota, Metazoa, Chordata, Actinopteri, Pomacentridae. The record is from RefSeq and is a predicted model, not a curated record.